Molecule: messenger RNA, 369 nt
Organism: Echinococcus granulosus
Lineage: Eukaryota; Metazoa; Platyhelminthes; Cestoda; Cyclophyllidea; Taeniidae
Product: Poly [ADP-ribose] polymerase
Exons: 3
Coding region: 1-369 (122 amino acids)
Molecular function (GO): NAD+ poly-ADP-ribosyltransferase activity
Source: RefSeq, a predicted model, not a curated record
AUGAAGGCUAGCGACUCCAACGUCAUCUGUCUUGAUGAGAACUAUGAAAAAGUCAAGAAUCGGGUUGAGAUCACUCACGCUUCAACGCAUUUCGUUUAUACUGUGGAGGUGAUAGACACCUUUUUGAGGGAGGGGGAGUCGGAGCGUACAAAGGCGUUGGACAAUUGCAUGAUACUCUGGUUCCGUUCUCGUCGCUCAAACCGGGCAGGCACCUGGUAUAUGUUUGGCAAGGUCGCCUACUUCUCUUACGUGGCGUGCAGAUCGGCUGAUUACUGCUGUACCUCACCCAGUUCCUCCCGGGGCUGCCUUCUUCUCUGUAAAGUGGCUCUCGGUAAAACUCACGACAGUUUAGCUGCCAGCACCUCUUGA